AAGUGAGAUCACCGUCGGGGCAAUGGGUGAUGAAGAGAGAAGAGGAGGGAAGGUCGUGCAUUUUGUCGAACAGUUGGAGGAUGAAGACGUUACUGUCGUCGUAGACCACGGAGAAUCCGGAGGGGGGUGACUGUGAAGGUAGACGCCAAGGUGGUGGAGGUGGAGGGGCCGCGCGGCAAGCUGGCGCGCUACUUAAAGCACCUGAACCUGGACUUCCAGCUGCCGGAGGGCGGCCCGGGGAUGUGGUGGACGACUGGUUCGGGUCUCGCGGCAGCACUGCCGCCAUCCUCAUCGGUAUCAGCCACGUCGACAACCUGAUCAUUGGUAUCGCCAAGGGCUAUCGCUACGACAUGCGCUUCCAUCACCAACAACAGCUCCUGCAUUGAGAUCCACAACUUCCUCAGAGAGAAGAAGGUUAUCCAUCUUCCUCGCUCAGCUGAUCUAGUCUUGUCUGGUGGAUUUGUCUUCCAUAUUGUAUAAAUUAAUUGAUUAGCUUGUAGUAAUUGGGACGGAAUAAUAUUUAUCAGUUCGUAGUAUUUGAUAUGACAAGAGGAUUUGGAAGCCCUUAUGGACAGCAAUGGCUCAGCAUUUAGAAGGUAUAUUGAAACUGGGUUUGUUAGAGAAUGUAAUAAUUGUCUUCCCAUUAAUAGAAAAUUUCAACAUAGUGUAGAACAUUGGAAAAAGACCGAUAUGAUCUCCUCUUUGACUCUUGGAGCUAAUUGACUGGGUUCCAUCACUAAGCAAGAACACCUUGGGUAAAAAAUUUAUCAGGGAAAUGCUUUAAUUUCGUGACUUGUUUGAUAGCUAGCCAAUGAUAACCUGUCAAUUCCCUUCUCCAUAUCAACUUUUAUAAGGAUUUGGGGAAUUCCACCUUUAGAAUGACACAUUGUGUGAACCAACUCUUGUGGUAUCAUAAUUGGGUCAUGCAAACUCCUCUUUAGAAAGUUUGAUCGUUCCUGUUAGGAAGUUCCUCCCAGCAGGAUCUUGACUGCUUUCCAACUUUAAGAUAUGAAUUCCACCUGGGAACUUAUUAGUAAGUCAAGUGCGAAAUUGCUCUUUGCUUUAAUUGAUCUCAUUGGGGUCAAAGAAAACUUCAUCACCCAAAGAACUUUUAAUAUGUCAACAAGAUUAUGUGAGAGAAGACUUUCCUUUGUCAUUCCAUGGGUAAGUGACCCCUUUGAAAACUUUAGCCUAUGAGAUUGCAGAAGAGAAAUUCUCUCCUGAAGAGAAGGAUCAGGAGGCUUUCUUGGUUGCGUCAAUUAUGGAGAUAGAAUAGGUAUCUCAGGUUUUUUAGUGGACUGAGCAGUUGCCAUCUUGUAUGUACUGUAAACUCAAUGCUAUUUCAUUCAUUUUUUAACACAUUUUUUACUGGCAUGAACAAAGUUGGAUUGGUAUCUUUAUAUCGUGAUUUUUAUUUAAACAUGAGUUUUUGAAAUCCUUCCUUUGUUUAAUCUUUCCAUGUUCCACAACUUCCUAAUGCUGCCUUUGAUAUUGAUAUAUUCUUUGUGCUUUAUUGUUUGUGAGAGUUUGGAUGAAUCAUAACCUUUUGUACAUUUGCGCUCUUAAGACCCCAUAUUGGGGAAGACUCUUGCAUUGAGACUUUCUCCAUGUCAAUUCUUCUGAUCCCUUUUUAUUUAUAUGGUUUCAUCGGAUAAAUAUCUUUCUCUGUGUACUGCUCUAGUGUCCUCUUAGUGAAGCCUUAGCUCACUCAGAAACAUCUAUGAAUGUGCAGUGCAGAGAACAUCAUAUGUUUCUCGAAGGCCCUUCCUCCUCAUACUUAUCUUAUGGUCUAGAUUAUCCUACUUGGUUGACCUAACAUAAAGGCCUAGCAGUAAUCUAGCAUUAAGCUAUAGCCAGUCUCGCAUUCAAAACAAAGUAGCUUAUCCAUAUUUUUAUUCAACUGAUAAUAAUAUUUUGUGAAAUUUAUUACUCUCUAGAGAUUUAGCAUUUCAGUGUGUUUUGCUCAUUAUAUUAUUGUCAUAUACAAGCAUUUGCAGUAUGUGUUGUAGUUUGUAAAUAAAAUUGACUUAAGAAAACAGAUGAUACAAGUACAAUACAUCAUUAUCCUUCUCAAAGCAACUAGUAAAUCCAUGUGCUGCAUGUAUAUAUUUGGUAUGUUUAUGCAUAAAUAUAUAAUUUUCUUGAUAUAUUGCUACUAUCCAGAUUACAUUUUUAUUUUUAAACCAAUUUGCAUGAUUCAGCAGUCUUAAUAGUCAUAUAUAAGCUUGUAAACUGCAAUCUCUUUAAAUUUUUGGACUAUAUUACCACUAGUUGUAUCUGCUAGUUCUUUAUGACUCUGACCCUUGUCUUGGAUGUUUGAAUGUGUUCUCUCUGCCUGGUGGGAGAUGGAGAUUUGAUCCCAUCCUGCGCAAGCUGCACAUUUUCGCACCUGUUUUGGUGGUUAACUUUCCUUUGUGGGCUUCAAUGAGAAUGAUUUUAUACCUUGUGAUCUGAGAUGACCUUCUUAGGCCUUGUGGCCUAUGUUGCACAGCCUAGUUCCCCUUCUGAAAGAAAAGAAGUGACACUGAAGCUACUUUAUCUGAUUAAGUGGGUGGUGCUUUCAGAAGUUUGUGCAAAGUCUCUUCUUCCAACAUGAAGAAUCAAGUAGAUAGUUGACCUGCUGGGGCAUUUUUUUCAGACACGCUCUGGGAUGGCGAAGCAUCGAGCGUCCUCGACGGAUAUGGACGUGGGAAUGGGUUGGUGGGGGAAGUGGAAACCCGUCCUGGUGAUGCUGGCCAUCGUCGUGGCCUACGCGGUGAUGAACAUCAUGAUCAAGAAGGCGAUCGACGAGGGCACCAACCGGCUACUGCUCAUCACCCUCCGGCAGCUCAUCGCGGCUCUGAUCCUGUCACCCAUCGCCUACUUCCGCGAGAGGAAGACGAGGCCGCCUCUCACCGCCGAUAUCUGCGUCCAUCUCUUCUUCAGCGCAGCACUCGGCGCGGCGCUGACGCAGUACCUCUUCCUCCUCGGCCUGCAGUAUACUUCGGCCACCUUCGCGUGCGCCUUCGCCAACAUUCUUCCUGUGCUCACCUUCCUGAUGGCGUUACUCUUCCGGCUAGAGACGCUGAAUCUGAAGCGGACGGCGGGGAUCGCGAAGGCGAUCGGGGCAGCCGUGUGCAUCGCCGGUGCAAUGCUGCUAUCGCUAUACAAAGGCGUGGCUUUGACCAGCUCACCUCACCCAUCGAGGGCGUCGGAGCCUCGGCCGACGCACCUCGCCGUCGACUACACCUCGAGACAGUGCUUGAUGGCCACGGUUGCGCUGUUCGCCGCCUGUCUUUGCUACUCCUCGUGGUUCCUCGUCCAAUCCAAGGUCGGCAAGAAGUACCCUGCGCUGUAUUCGGGCGCCGCGCUCGUCUUCCUCAUCAGUUUCCUUCAGGCCGCCGCGCUGAGCUUAGCCAUUCAACGAAGCUUCUCCAUGUGGAUUCUGAAGACGAAGCUGGAGUUGAUCACUGUGCUGUACUCGGGGAUAGUGGGAUCAGGGAUAGGGUUCUUGGCCAUGUCAUGGUGCGUGGAGAAAAGAGGACCACUGUUCACCUCUGCAUUCACUCCUCUCAUACAGAUCAUCGUGGCCGUCAUCGACACCUCCGUCCUCCAUGAACGGAUCUACCUCGGAAGUGUUCUUGGGUCUGCGCUCGUGAUCCUUGGUCUCUACUUCCUCUUGUGGGGCAAAAGCAAAGAAACCCGUAAUAGUGAAGUGAAACCUGCGGAGGGCAACGAAGAGAACAAAGUGCAGCUGCAAACAGUGUAGUGACCAGGAAAGCAGGAUCCUGAUGCCAUUGCUGUGUCCACUACAAAAGCAUCAGUAGCAGAAACUUAAGCUCGAGUGACAGAAUCUGCAGAAAGUGGUGUUCAGUACCAAUUAUAGUCCAAGUAAAGAUAAUGCAAACUACUAUUGGUUUAAUGGUUGCCCAUGAUUAACUA
This is a messenger RNA of Musa acuminata AAA Group (dessert banana), 3921 nucleotides long. RefSeq names its product WAT1-related protein At3g30340-like. Gene Ontology annotation, cellular component: plasma membrane. The record is from RefSeq and is a predicted model, not a curated record. Gene Ontology annotation, molecular function: transmembrane transporter activity. The transcript is spliced from 8 exons. The coding region runs from base 2651 to 3748 and encodes 365 amino acids. NCBI's taxonomy places the organism in Eukaryota, Viridiplantae, Streptophyta, Magnoliopsida, Zingiberales, Musaceae.